Molecule: messenger RNA, 921 nt
Organism: Cladocopium goreaui
Lineage: Eukaryota; Dinophyceae; Suessiales; Symbiodiniaceae
Source: the annotation of a GenBank genome assembly
AGGCGCCGGAGGGAGCAACCCUGCGAAGCAGGGCCCAGGUUGGGCAGGACCAGCCACUUUACAGGUGAUCGGCGGGACCGCAGUGGCUUACAGGAACUGGAGGCGCUACAAUCGCAGCUGGAUGUGCGUAUUUCCCAAGUGAUGGAGGUGGACUGUCGAGACAUUCCUUUGUCGCCAACGAGGCAGGACCCCAAGCAGGUGCCAACUCCUGCGCCACUCCCGAGGGGAGCAGAUUUGGCCUCCAGUCGCUGGUUCAAAGAGUUAGAGGCCUCUUGGGCUGCCGGCGCAGCCGCGGCGAAGCCGCCUGCGCCAAAGCCAGUGCCACCUGCGCCGCAAGCGCCAGCGGCUCAAGCGGAACUGACGCUAGAGCCGAUGGUGGAACCCGUGACAAAGUCGGCAGGUGUUGAAGGUCUGGUCUUGACGCCGACCUACUUUCAUUUCAGGCGGAUUGUGGGAUUCUGCGAUUCCGGACGCAGGUCCUCUGAGGCAGCAACAAUCAUUGAAGAACAACUCCCAAACAGAUAGAAACAUGUUUCCAGGAUGUUAUGGAAGAUGCUUCGCUCAUUCAUUUCCAGCUUUUUUUUAACUUUUCACAAUUGUUUUAGGGGUUGCUAUACUCUAUGGCUAGUGACAUUUUUGACGGCGCAAAACAUGGGAAGUCCCAUGGUUCUGGCCUUAACGCAGGAGCGACGAGUAGGAUUCACCAUCGCCGCAGUGUGGCCACACCGCAUUGUACCAUAGUUUCCUGAAGCAGAUGGAGGUGGCACGAAGGAACUGCCACAUCAAUUGGGGCUGGCUAGUCUUUACCCUUUUUGCAUCUUGUAGAUACAGGAUGAUUGUCUGCGUGGAGCCCUUUAUGUUCCGGACAACAACAGUCUUUGGCGGAUAUUGGUUGGAAAAGUGGAGCAUGCAAACUUUGCC